Doryrhamphus excisus (bluestripe pipefish) is the source of this 740-nucleotide messenger RNA. It is a transcript of the gene mrps11, whose product is annotated as mitochondrial ribosomal protein S11. Lineage: Eukaryota; Metazoa; Chordata; Actinopteri; Syngnathiformes; Syngnathidae. Gene Ontology annotation, molecular function: structural constituent of ribosome. Gene Ontology annotation, biological process: translation. The record is from RefSeq and is a predicted model, not a curated record. Gene Ontology annotation, cellular component: ribosome.
CCGAAAGUAUCGAUAAUCCUCGCUACCGCAACAGGAGUUGCUCAGCCGGUCAAUGUCACGUUUGUGUUGUGUCGCCAAUGUUCUCCGACCAAUUAGUCUAAACUAGUUUAAUAUGUUUAAAUUAAGUUGUUUAUUCGUUAACUCUUUGGGUAGUCUAUGUCGUCAUAUUGCCGCCCCUCUCGCUGCAAAGGAAGCAUCUUUGAGGACGAUAUGUAGCAGCAGUUUCAGACUUCAGGAGGCAGAAUCUUCCAGCAAAGAGACCACAGAAAGCUCCCAACAGUUUAGCCAUUUGCCUCCACUGCCCGGCCAGGACAGUCCUCUCAGGUGGGCCGGGAAGAAGUUUGAGGAGCUCCCCAUCGUGCACAUCAAAGCCACGUACAACAACGUCCUCAUCCAGCUGACAGACUGCGACGGCCAGUCCAUGGUGAGGACUUCCUGCGGGACAGAAGGCUUCAAAAACAGAAGGAAGGCCACGCCGGUUGCCGCUCAGACCACCGGCAUCUCCGCCGCAUCGAAAGCCGCAGCCAAGGGAGUGACGUUCGUCCGUGUUGUGGUCAAAGGUAUCGGCCCGGGACGUGUGUCGGCCAUCCAAGGUUUAACCAUGGGGGGCCUGGAGGUGGUCUCCAUCACCGACAACACCCCUGUGCCGCACAACGGCUGCCGACCUCGCAAAGCCAGGAGGGUGUGAUGACGAUGACGAUAUUAUUGAUCAAUAAACUUGUAGAGUCCCUGCCACAACA